ACGUAGAAAACCAUUCUUAUCGUUGCCCGCAGAAACACAUCCUCUUUCGGUAUUCAAGCACUUGAUCAGAGCUAUAUAGCCUUGUCUCCACCUGAAGCACCAUCCCCCACAAACCAUCCCUUGGACUUCAGAUCUGCACUCGUCCUCGGUCUCUUCUUCUUCCGAACCGAAGAACAUGAAUCACACCCGCAACCCCCCCAAUCCCCUGUCUGAAAAAGAGACAAACCCCUUUUCCCAAGAACCACCAUCAAACGAGAUGGACACCAACCCAUUUCACCAGGAACCACCAUCAAACGAGAUAGGUACCAACCCAUUUCACCAAGAACCGCCAUCCAGGGAGAUGGACACCAACCCAUUUCACCGAGAACCAUCCUCGCUGAGAGGAUCGCCUCCUCUCUAUCCACCCGUACCUGCUUCCGCACCAACAGAUGAAAGAAACCCUUUUCACCAAGAGCCGAAAGAACCGCAAUCUCACCGCCCUUCCGCAUCCCUUCCUCCCCCGGCAGAAGAAACAACACUCGCGGUUCGCCGCGAGCCAUCGUCGGAAAGCAUCCCAGAGAAUGGAUCUCCUCCUCCUCCUCCGCCGCCGCCAUAUGUUGCUUCAUGUUCUUCUUCAUCGCAACCUCCCUGUGCGGCGGAGAGUGCGGAGAAAUGGGGGACUCAUGUGAUGGGGACACCGGCUGUUCCCACGAUUCACCCUGACAACAAGAAGGCUGCCUUCUGGGGAGCCACCGAGGCUCAAGCUCAGUCCCAUCAUCACCCUUAUCUCCAGUACAAUCCGAUUGAAAGAUCAUCAGGCUCAAGUGGUAGGCCUAUGGAGAACAUUCUGCAUAUGUUCAACUCAUGGAGUCAUAAGGCCGAGAACGUAGCCACCAACGUUUGGCAAAACCUGAAAACUGGCUCAUCUGUGUCCGGAGCUGCAUGGGCGAAGGUCAACUUGAGAGCCAAGGCCAUCACAGGAGGGGGGUUUGAGUCUCUUUACAAGCAAACUUUCGCAACCUAUCAUAAUGAGAUGCUCAGGAAGACUUUCGCAUGUUACUUGUCCACGACGACCGGACCAGUCGCCGGGACUCUCUAUCUCUCUAACUUUCACGCUGCGUUCUGUAGCGAUCGCCCCUUAUCCUUCACGGCCCCGUCCGGUCAGGUCACUUGGAGCUACUACAAGGUGAUGGUACCCCUAGGCCAAAUUGGCGCAGUAAACCCCGUGGUGAUGAGAGAGAAUCAAUCAGAGAAGUACCUUCAGAUUGUUACAUUCGACGGGCACGAUUUCUGGUUCAUGGGCUUUGUCAAUUACGAGAAGGCGACUCGCCAUCUGACAGAGAGCAUCUCCACUUUCGCAGCACCCGGAGUUGCUGUACCACAGCUGCUACCGCCACCACCUCCGCCACCACAUGCUGCAUAAGAUUCUCUCCCGGAAUACUUCCUUUAUAUGAUAUUAUGAUUUUCUCCGGGUCUUGUUUAUCAUAUUCCAGAGUGCCAUUUUCUUCCCUAGUUUUCGCUUCUGGUCGAAUUGUUCGUCAGAGUUUAAUUCACUGUAUUUUAGCCCUACGAAUUCCAUAUACGGAGGCACUAUGGAUGCUUCUUCCCAAUUCCCGAUGCGGGAUGGAAUUUACAGAGAAAUUUCUG
Rhodamnia argentea is the source of this 1626-nucleotide messenger RNA. Its product is annotated as GEM-like protein 5. Lineage: Eukaryota; Viridiplantae; Streptophyta; Magnoliopsida; Myrtales; Myrtaceae. The transcript has 3 exons. The record is from RefSeq and is a predicted model, not a curated record. Bases 176 to 1402 code for a protein of 408 amino acids.